CUAUUGAUUCUGACGAGUCGACGGUAAUAAUGGGGGUGCAGGUGGAGGAGUCGAAAAUCGGCGCCAUGAUAGAGAAGGCGAAGUUCUACACCUCCCUCUGCCUCGGCACCACGGCGAUCCUCGCGGUCUUCGGUUUCCUCUUCCUGAUCCCAUUCGUCGUCGAGCCGGCGAUAUCCACGAUAUUGGCGGACUUCUCGCCGCACGCGGUCGCCUGCGUCACGACGGAUCACGUUUACGCGGAGGGCCUGAAGAACUGCUCGUGGGCGAGUUGCAGGGAAGGUUGCACCAGUGCGGCGCUUCGUUGCCAUCAGAUCAGAGUCAACUAUACCAAACUGCCGUUCGAGGAGGCGAAGUCGUUGGGCUCGGUGCCAUGGGACGUCACCGACACCAAGUUCUUCGUAAACACGGAGGGAUGCGGCUACCCGCCGACCGUCAACUGUUCCGCAUUCGCGAAGCAGUACAAGAACACGGGGAACAUAUUUCCCUGUUACUACAGCAGGACAUAUCCGGAGACGGUUGUCGCGAGAUACUCGUGGGAUCAGAACCUCAGGCACUUGGUGUUGGCUUUGAUCGUGCCCAUAGUAUUGUUCGCCGUGACAGUCGGCGUACUGUGCUACUGGUAUUGUCCGCCGAUAGGCAAGACCUGCGGCGGUCCGGGUCGCAAUCUCAUCGACAAGUAUGCUAGAAAGGAAGAGACUCUCUGUUGUCAAAGUAAUUCCUCCGUACAUCACGCCACCUCUGCGUCCCUUUCUCUUUCCGUGAUUCCGUGGCUUUCCGUUCUUGCAGCAUCUUGGCAGAGGACGAGUUCGAGGAGGACGAAGAGGAAUACUGACUGCUACCGAGGGCACACCCCCCUGCGCGGGAGUGAUGCCAGGGAAAAGAUCUCCGAAUGGCUCCAGCGUGCUUUGCCUUAUAAAUUUAAUAAGCGAUCGAGCAUUAGCGCUAAGGGAAAUCCGCCGCGAGCGGAGUAAACGAGGUGUCUUUGUAUUGCCGCUUCUUACCGGGUUCGUUCACUUGGGAUUAUGCUUGACGCGCGCUCUCUCUCCGACUUCUUUUUGUCUUCUGAAUCUGCUCUAAAACGUGCUUUCAAUAAAUGGAACGUGCGCCUAGGUUUCACGCCACUGACAUGAAAAAGAAAAAAAGAAACAUUUCUCUUUUCUCAUUAUCUCUCUUUCUCUAUCUAUCUAUCUUGGUAUCUCUUUUUCUCGACAUUCCAUUGCACUGACAUUAACCAUACGCACUCAAUCGAAAUAAAGAUGAGGUCGGAUCUCAAAUGAAGUGAGGAAUGAGCGACGGGUCGGGUCGGGAGAAUCGCUCGCGCGAGAUUUUGCAAAGAGCACACGAAAAUUAAAUUUACGACGUUAAGUAGGCCGUGAAUGAUGAGAGCUCGGACUUUUCAAUUAUCUAUCAGUAUUUCAUGGGAGUUCACGAGGGGUGUGGUUCGAAACACGCGACGACGGGUGAGAUCAAGACACGACGAUAACGAUGGCGACCUCCGCGUGUAUGUGUUUCGGACUGAACCGUGAUAAAGGCGCGCCUUCCUACCACGUGAUAAUUUAAGCUGGACGAUAGUUUUUAAACGGCACAGAUUAGAUUUUACAGAGCAGCAUCAGGUUUAGACUAGUUACACGGCCGCGAAUUUACGAGUUAAGUUACGUAAGCUGCCCCUUCGACGGUCAACGUCGAGACGCGAAAUGUCGACGGAAGCAGCGCGAGCUUCCGCGUGAGUCUUGCAGUUCGACGCGCGGCGCAACCCCGUCGGCCCGUCGAGCUCCAAACUCAAAGAAAUGGAUUCCAAUGCGGACUCGUGUCGGACUAACCAUGUUACUCGCUGCACUCACUAGCAAACGCGUUUGGCAAAAUUCUCGUUUGGAGAUUUCACCUCCCCCCCUUUCUCUCCCAAGCCUUCGAUUCGAAUUACUAAUAUCGGCGUCUUCUCGUUAUUGCCACUUUUUUGAAUAGAUCAAACCGUGACCAUCUGGGUGUGAUUUUAGUCCCUUGAAAUUGGAUAGAUAUUUCGUCACAAAAGUCACAGGGUGUGAGGUACAUUUUUGCGUGAUAUUUGUUCCCUCUUCUCUCACAAACGCGUGAGUGAUAGUUCUAACGGGAAUUUGCAAAACUUCACUUCGGUGAAGGUGUUCUCGUAGGAAGAUGGAAGAAGUGAAGCGAAUGUGACGUGGUUCGCUUUCGAAAUCCGCUUCCGCACCAAAAAACGUAGGUUAAGGGUAGGCAGUAAGUUAAGCCUGUGAAUAUUACCGAUCGUAAUUCUAUCGAAAUCGAUAUAUAAGAGUUGUUACGAAUUUUUUACGCAGACGCGAGUCACGUCGUGGAGAGAGAGAUUCUAAUUACACAAAGUAUAUAUAU
Molecule: messenger RNA, 2364 nt
Organism: Dinoponera quadriceps
Lineage: Eukaryota; Metazoa; Arthropoda; Insecta; Hymenoptera; Formicidae
Gene: Teh2
Product: protein tipE
Exons: 4
Coding region: 30-971 (313 amino acids)
Biological process (GO): regulation of sodium ion transport
Molecular function (GO): sodium channel regulator activity
Source: RefSeq, a predicted model, not a curated record